AUGGCCCAAUCUGAUUUCAUCCUCUAUUCAUUGAUUGUUAUACCUCCAAUUCUAGAUCGGGACCCUGGAGGAACGAGUGAACCGACAACAAUCUUAAGAACCUCCGAUUCACUGCCUUUGUUCACACUUAUACUUGAUUGGCAAUGUCCUAUCUGCUCUAGGGAUCAACCCGGUUCGGUUGACGAAGAAGGCUCAGAGUCCGAUGAGGAAGUCUUCGAAUCUGAUGAGCAUAGCCAGAGUCAUUUUCGCGUCAUCAAUUUGACAUUCAAGCAGCUGCGAUAUCUAGAUGAACCGAGGUACUUGAUAUGGCCUGCAGCGAGAGUUUCCGGAGGGUCCAAGGAACUCUCUGCUGAAGACAUCCAGCUACUGGCGGGUAAAUGCGAGUAUGCUGCGCAAUGGCAGGGCACUGGCAGACAGGGUUACUUAAAGGUGGUACCGGGCCCAAUCAAGGACUCGGUUCAGGAUCUUAAAAGAUACGAUAUUCCACUUUUUUUCAUUCGGUCAUCGCAGGAAGUCUGGGAUAAAAUUGAUGCAAAUAUCGUCUUCUUCAAACGUGAAGAGUUACCAGUCAUGUGUAUGCUUUCCGCUCCGCCGAAAGAUGAAUGUUUCACGAUACAGGACGAUUCUGAGGAAAUCAGUAUGGGGACCACAGAGGACUCUUCUGAAGAGGAAGACACUUUGGACGGUCUUCCUACUCCGAAAGUUGACCCUCUGGCGCUCAGUCCUGCUCUAGACAACUCGAUGCAGCUUUUCAUUGCGGGAAGGCCAGAUCCCACUCUCCUCCCUCAUGCAGUGUCCGCCUUCAGAGUAUUGCGAUUCCACAAAGUACAAUAUGUGUACACCUCACUAUUGCGUUCAUAUCUGAGAGAUGAAUGUAUAUGGAACACUGAUAUGUCGGAUACUCUCAAGUACAAAAACUCGUAUCCCAUGUGGGCUGUGCAAUGGUUGGAUCCCGAAGAGGAUAUCGAUUCCCUGGAGGCUCAUCCAAAUAACAAACGAUUAGAGCUCCUGCACAUCAAACAUCUCAAUCCAAAAAGCUUGCUCAAACUUCAUAUUCAAGCGUACGCAUUUCUGCACUACGAUGAACUUGACAUGUCCGAGAACUCCACCGAGAUUCGGCUCAUCGAGGCUGAAAUUCCUGGAGAAUUUGACGAGCCAACAAAUUGGAGGUUUUUCCACGCCGAUUUGGAAUCUGAAGAAUUGCCUCAUUUCAGCUAUAUCGAUGAUUUUACUUCUCAUUUCCUAGACGGAGAACCCAAAUGUGAGAUUGUUCACCUGAAUGGCAGGAAGACACCAAUACCUGUGCCCGUAAUGUCUGCUAUCAGGCGCCUGGCAAAUGAAACAAAUGUACAUGUUUCAAGUGAAGGAGUUGCUAAAUUCUACUUCUUCCUGCACUUCAUCUGCGUCAAUCAAGCAGACAAUGAUGAACUGAGUCGUGCAUUGCCUCUGGAUUCCAGGAUUCGUGAUCGGGCAACAAUUUUUAUGCAUACUCUGACCCCUGGCAACUGCUUCUCGCUUCGGAGGCUCAAUCAUCCCGACAGCUUUUACAGCAUUCUUGAUUGCAGCUCUAUCAAAAAAGAGAGACAUCAGAUACGAUUGCUUCUAUUGGAAAACUGCCAGAGUUUCGACUCUCCGUUGCAGGCGGAGAUUAUCACCACAGCCAUUGAGGGUGCGCCCAAAUUCAUCGCUGUUUCACAUGACUGGGAAACCAGAGGCACACUGGGAGCGAUCAGAGUUGAAGGGCAAAAUUUCACAAUAUCCAACGAGCUAGAGUCCGCUCUGAAGAAAUUACGAUGCAUCUCCAAGAAUAGCUAUGUUUGGGUAGACUGGCUAAGCGUUGACCAGCUAGAUCUCGAAGAACGAGCUUCUCAGACAAGCUUGUUACCUUGGAUUUACGGCGCAGCUGACCAUGUAUUCGUGUGGCUUGGAGAGAUAAAGGGCGACAUUAUUCGCAUACUCAAGGCUCUCAGUCGCAUAUAUAUUUCUUCGGUGGCUACAGAGUUGCCCAGGCAGCAUGUUGAAAUCAUCAAGACUCUACUCGAAAUCGACGGGGUGACAGAGAGCCUGAAAGGCUUUCUCAAACCAAAAUGGUGGAAGAAGGUCUGGAUGAUACCGUCAUUCGUCAUAGCAACAUCCGUGCAGCUCCACUCUGGGACAUCCAUGAUUGAAUGGGAGGUGUUUGACAAAGCGAUCAAAGUGCUUGAUGCGUACAUCUCUCUGGCUCCCGCAGACUACGAGAUUCGAGAAACUACUGCAUCCCAACUCCUUUUGCCUCUCAUUCGGAAUGUGCAAGAUAUUUCUAUGCUGCAGAAGUUUGAAUGUCACGGGUUUGACAAUCAGUCGUCACUUGCAAUAUCUGGGGCGAAGGACUAUUUGCUGUAUUGCCUGAAAUAUCCCUUUCAGUCUCGCGAAUAUGAUGACCCACGUGAUAUCAUUUACUUUGCCAGCAUGCUCGCUCGACGAAACGCACCUAGCCUUCACCUUAGUUAUGAGAAAGAGACAAGAGAGGUCUAUCACGACACUGCUGUCGCAAUCAUUACCUAUUACAGGGACCUAAAAUUGCUGUCCCAUACAUUUUUCUCCCGCAGACGCCAUGAAUCAAGGAAAUUCGACUCGGAUGUCCCAAUUGAGCCCCCGUACUAUUGGCCUAGUUGGGUUCCUGAUUGGCGCCUUGCUCAAUGGGGUCUAGGAGCUUUGACAUAUGAUCUUGGAGAUAUCACGAUAUCUCCAGAACUUGCUUUCAAUGCAUGCGGCGGUCUCACUGGGCAAUUCAAGUUCUCGGAUGCCUUCAAAAUACUUCACGCUGCUGGUGUGCAGGUCGGAAGAAUCAAAGAAGUGUUCCGAGUAAAAAAAGCCCCCGACUCUGAUGACGUGGGUGGCCAACUGCAAAAUGCUGACUGUGACUGGGGUCAAAUACAUCUCAUAUCCCCAGGAGGUAAAGAACAGUACGUUUCGGGGGACUCUUGGGCACAGGCUUGGAUCCGGACAUGUGAGAUCAUGGACCGGGCAACAUACUCCGGGCAAUCUAAAAAAAGAGUACUUUAUCCUCCGUCUGAAACUCCCGAAGAUAAUUUUCGGAUUAUGGACUUCUUGGGUCCUAGGCUUCAGGAGCUUCCCGAAGACGACGCAGGAAUAUACCAUUACGGGUCUCCCGAGCCCUCCAGUUGGGAUGGAAUCAAGGUCAUCCUUAAGCCCCACAGGCUUAACCGCACAGAAGAAGAAGAAGAAGAAGAAGAAGAAGAAGAAGAAGAAGAAGAAGAAGAAGAAGAAGCGAUUGUUGAGGAAAGAUUCCAACUCAUAUCGCUAGAUUCGGGCUAUCUUGGCUUCGGUGGGUACGCUGUCAGAGAAGGGGACUGCGUGUGUAUCCUCAAGGGGGGUAGCCUUCCGUAUAUCCUUAGACAGAGGAGGGAUGGUCUUUACCACUUCAUUUCAGAUUCCUACAUACACGGCAUAAUGGAGGGCGAAUUUGCUUGUAGCAAAGCGGGCGUGGAUGGGGAAUGGCAGGAAUUUGCCAUUGUGUAG
Penicillium cataractarum is the source of this 3522-nucleotide messenger RNA. RefSeq lists its product as uncharacterized. The coding region runs from base 1 to 3522 and encodes 1173 amino acids. The record is from RefSeq and is a predicted model, not a curated record. The transcript is spliced from 2 exons. Lineage: Eukaryota; Fungi; Ascomycota; Eurotiomycetes; Eurotiales; Aspergillaceae.